CCUAACUAUUAAAACCCACAAAUAAUCCCCCCGAUAAUAUCCAAUAACUCAUAAUAAAUAAUAAACUGACAAAACUACCAAAUUAUGCAAAAGUUCAUGUUUCCAUCACAACUAGGCAGGGUCGAGCAACGUUCAUCAUGAGUUGGCCCAUUCUCUUGGAAAUCAAGGUGGGAAUUGGCAAGGAGGAAUGCUGGUGACCAUGGAGGCACAAAGGUUACUAAUGGGAUGCCAAGCAUGUUAUGUUCAAAUCUCGCAUCGCUCUCCUCGAAUUUCCCAUAUUUACUGGUCAAGAAGAGCCAUUGGGGCGGAUCUCUUAGGUUGAGAAGUAUUUUAAAUAUCAAUAUGUCAUGGAAGAGUAUUAGGUGGUGGUGGUCUCAUAAACAUGCUCGGAGAUGCGGGUUAGUGGAUCAUGUGGCUAGAAGAACAAUUCACCAAGUUCGAGAGAGUAAUGAUGUGGGAAAACUUACAAGGGGAAUUAUGGAGAAGGUAUGGAUCAACAGAUAAAUCUAUGGGGCAUGAGGCGCUAAUUAAGAUGCACCAAACAUGGUCGGUGGAUUCUUAGUAUCGAAAUAUUUUAAGAAGUUACUGAAUUGUUGGGCCCUUAUAUGGGAGGUUUGAAGCUAGAGACUGUGAACUCUAUCCAUUCUUUAAUUUCCGGGUAUGGGUCAAGUUAGUUAAUAACUAGAGAGGCUAGUUCAAGUUGCCAUUUCUGACCGCUAUUGCACUUCGGCAACCAUCACUUGACCAGGUGGGUGGAAUAUGAUAGAAAAGAGAUAGAAGCUGAAGGAAGGAGAAGAAGGUGGAGCUAGGAGCAAGGAGGCAUCUUCUCCAACCCGAAGUCUUCUUCUAUUUAUACAAUGUAGCUUUCUCCCUCCUUUAUGGAGUAGUCCUCUAAGGUACUAGAGGUUCUAAACCUCAAACCCUAUUUUUAGGGUUUACUAUGUAUAUAUGGAUAUUUAGGGUUUGAAUGAAUGAAUGUGUUUAUCUAGUUGAUUUAAUGCCACUCUUUCCUAAUGAUGAUGUUUGGGUAAGUCGCCCUUAUAUUCCCUCUUAGCCUAUUUUAUGCUACCGCGUUGGGUAUGGAAUUCUAGGGUUAGACAGGUAUGCGCCAUUUGGCGAGUUUAGGUUAGAUUUGUGAAUGGGGGCCUAUAGUGGUCGAGGCGACCGAACCCCUGCUAUAGGUAGCUUUACUAGAUGAAACCCAGGAUGCAACCUCGGAUUGGACGGUGGAUAGUGUCCAUUGAAAUGAGCCAUAAACUUAAUUCCCCAGAUACGAUAGCCUAGAUCGAGGUUACUGGAAUAUGGUUUUAGGGGAGGCGUACUUGGAGGCUUGUGGAUAACCACGAAAUCCCACAAAAAAGAGCUCACUCGCCACAUUCGAUGACCCUAACUAUCUAGAUAUACAUAGUAACCCUAAGCUAGGGGGAGGGAUAAUUCUCAGAAGUACCUGCUUUUAGCUUUGAUUAAUCUCUAGACUAGUGUUUCCUCAUAUCCUCCACUCAAAACCUCAAAAACCGAUUAACUAAUUAGCAACUAGGUGGGAAGUAGGCUAGGGUACCAGGACCCGAGUAGAAUACGACCUUAAUUACCACUACACGACAAUGUCAUUCUAGGUUAAACUUGGCCUAUGAUGGGAUAGUUGUUACGUGCUAACCUCUUACAAUAACUUGCAUGGUUAUGAGGCUAAAUAUCGCGGUCCCGAUCUUAGGUUCCAUAUCCCGCCAUCUUGCCCGUCUUUAUUUAAGUAAUGGUAGCCUCUUUAGAUCUAAGUGUGUUCAUUCUCUCACACGUUUUGAUAACUGCUAAAAUAGGUGUUAUCUAGCCUCUAUUCUCAAGGCAUUUGCAUGCUAAAUCACCGUGUCUAGGGCACAUAUCGAGUUAUUUAUGCCCAUUUUCGUUCCUAUUUGCAAAACAUCCAUUUUGUCAUAGGUAUUCUUGAUAUGAAGGUUUUCAUAGGGGAACCGACCCUAAUUUUUGGUAUUUUAUGCUUUACCAAAUGUUUGUGAUGAAAUUCCAGGUCUUAUAUUCAUUUGGGAUUGAUCUGGAAUCGAUUGGAGUUCAUACGGGCACGAUUGGGAAGCAUAGAAGCAAAAAGGGGAGAGAAAGCACUGGUCACGGCCACAGGUCACUACCCUUGACUAGGCCGUGACGAUGAUCAUGGCUUGUGAUCAUGGACGCGAUCAGUGGCCAUGAUCCCCAACAGGAAACCAAGAAGAAGGCAAAGAGUUUCCUCACCCGGAUCGCGGUCAUGGUCACGGCCAUGACCAUCAGGUCACGGCCUAGAGGCCUUGACCGUCACCAGCUUUCUAUAAAUGCCCCUCUUGCAGCACUUUUCAAAGGAGAGCCACCUUGGGUGAGAAAAUUAAGGUUUUGUAGUGCUUUAGAGAGAGAAACACCUUGGGAGAGCUCCAUUGACGAUCCAAUCAACCCAAGGAGUAAGGAGGAGGUGCAAGUAAGGAGAAGAAGCUUGAUUCCAUCAUUUCCCUCUUCUAGUUUGUAUUUUCUUCUUCUCUCUAACGACUUGAAUCUCUAAUGGUUGUUUAGGGUAGAUGAACCCUAGUUAUAGGUUUGACUUGUCCCGAAUACCACAAUAAAACUCCCAAUUAAGGCCCAAGUAUAAACCUUAAAUGGGUGCAGUAUAGGGCAAGUAUGUUUAAAUAUGGACUCAGGCCGGUCUAUGUAUCCCUACUUUGAUUGUUUGUAACAUUAUCCAGCGGAUGAUUAUUGGUGAAAACAACGAUCUAUAGCUAAAGCGUUUGCAAAUGUAAAUGGAUUUGACACUAAUUGAGAAUGCUUCACCCCGUGUGUUGCUCCCCCUAGCUAACAAUUACGACUCGAUGGAUCGAAUGAUCGUGUGUGGUGAGGGGGUUGUAAACCGUAGGGAAGUGCAAAAAGUUUCCAAGCGCAACUCUCUUGGUCUCUAUGUCGAGAUAAGGGAAUUUGAUCCAAGCCACUAACGUGACUCUCUCGACGUAUUGACUAAGGGUUGGUUAGACUUCACCCUCGAAUCGGUGUUCGGAUGACCACCCAAAACCAAAGCCUAGGUGCUAAUAUGAAAUAAGAGGUUUGCCCUACAUUAACCUAGAUAGGAGACAAUGAAUUGCCUAAGAAAACUCAUCACUCAAGCCUCUUUCAAAAAAGGAAGGGGAUUUUUUCUCUACCUAGGUUAGAAUGGCAAUUAGAUUGACAGGCUUUCACACAACACAAUCAUUCAUGAAUACACCUCCACAUUCACAUUAAACACAAGCACACACAAAUCAUUCAAUCCAUACAAGCAUUCAUAUAAUUGUAGCUAGGGUUUACAAACACCCACGUGAAAGAAGGGACUAAUCCAACAUAGGAGAUGGGAAAACACAAGAGAGAAUAAGGAAAACCAUCAAUGAGAUGCUAGCCUUGCUCCUUCUGUUGAAGAGAUCUUCCUUCGGGGGAGGAAUUCCAAAAUCCUUGCUUGAAGAUGAAACCCUAGCUUCUCCUCUUCUUUGGUUCGUCACUUUCUCACUCUAGAAAUCUGAAGAAGAAGAAGUUUCUCAUACUAGGUCUCUCCCCUUUUUCCCUUCAGCCCAACCUCCAUUAUAUACCCAGAUCGGGCUCAGAUCACCGUCCAGUUCGCGGUCAUUAACUGAAAGCCCGGACCGUGAUCUCAAGUCGAAACGCACUACAUCACUAAGUCCAGUUCACGGGCAAUGGCGUGAUUUCACGGUUUUACGUCCGUGAACUGACUUGUGUCCACUGAAAGCGAUUUGUGCUAUGGAUGCCUGGCUGUUCACGGGUAGCUCCUCCAGUUCACGGUCUUAGUGACCGUGAACACACAACCCAAACCAUGAUAUGCUGCUCCUUCCACCCUUUUACUUGAUUAUUUGCCCUUUCGUCUAACUUUCGCCUCCGGGGUUGGUUCCACCUGCCAAAGUCUGAAAAACACCAAAACAAAGCAAAACCCGGCAUAAAACCAAACCUCCCAGAGUAAAAAUGCUUCAAACGACUAAGCAAAUCGUGGGCUAAAAGUGUACAAAUGAGCCCGAAUCACUCCCCCACACUUAGACAUUUGCUUAUCCCCAAGCAAACCAUUUUCAACCUACGUGAUAUCUCAACCUAACAAGAUAACUUUGGGACAAGUUAAAAGGCACAAACCGGUGAAUUUCAAGGACUAUUGGGCAUCAACACAAGAACCGCCUCAAGCAAUACCGGCAUCCAUCACAAAUGACAUUCGAUUGCAUCAAGAAUGCGAACUGAAUAGUUCUCACCCUGUUCACAAAUCAUUGAAAUUUUCGAUCGGACUACUCACCAACCACAACUAACCAAUCAUAGAACUCAAGUCCAAGGAACAAAAAACGGGGCAACAUAGG
This is a messenger RNA of Linum trigynum, 4343 nucleotides long. The record is from the annotation of a GenBank genome assembly. Lineage: Eukaryota; Viridiplantae; Streptophyta; Magnoliopsida; Malpighiales; Linaceae.